This is a messenger RNA of Pecten maximus, 834 nucleotides long. RefSeq names its product collagen alpha-2(VIII) chain-like. NCBI's taxonomy places the organism in Eukaryota, Metazoa, Mollusca, Bivalvia, Pectinida, Pectinidae. The record is from RefSeq and is a predicted model, not a curated record. Gene Ontology annotation, molecular function: protein binding. The transcript is spliced from 2 exons. Bases 6 to 455 code for a protein of 149 amino acids.
GUUAUAUGGAUUCUGAAAAUCCAAAGCUAGGAUCAUCUCCGCGCGUUGGAGCACCCACAGACAAUAUCGUGGCUUUCACAGCGUAUCUCUCUCAUACUAUAUUAGAACCUGGAAGUGACUAUUCAAUCAAAUAUGACCACGUCGUCACGAAUGCUGGAAACGGCUACAGCCCAGUAACGGGCGCGUUUACGUGUCCAGAGGACGGUGUGUAUGUGAUCACUUGGACCACAGCAAUGGCUAAUCAAGGGUGCAUUCAAACUCACCUAAAGAAGAACGGUGUCUCUGUGGGAUAUUCCUUUAUAGCAUACCAAAGUAAUUACCCAGACAUGGGAUCACAAACGUCAGUCCUGGUAUUGAGUCGAGGAGACGUGCUGACUGUCAAAAUUGAAUCUAAAACUUCAGGUCCAGCUUUAUAUGCUACAUACACUUCCUUUAGUGGAUUUUUGUUGAAGUAAAGUGUCUUCAACUGUUGGAAAGUAGUAUCAGGCGUAGUUUUAUAAACAAAACAUAUAUCAUAAGACUUUCCCUCAAUUGCAAAAAUUUAAAGGGUUCGGAACCAUUUUUUUUAUUUUGUAAAUAUCUAAAUCAGUGUAAAAUAAUAACUAUACAAUUCGGUAGGUCCGACAAGAAUGAAUUCACCCUACACCCACGUGACUUUAUCCGGUUUCCUCCGUGUAACAUUCUUUACCACAUUAGCUGAUGUAAUUAAGCAGUGUUAAUAGACUAUUUUGUACGGUAUAGACUCGUGUAUCGCUAGAUCCUAACCCCAUUUCACUAUUUAAAAGAGGAAAUCACCAUUUGAUGAAUUUAAAUAAUACAGCUAAAGUCAAUUCA